CUUAAAAAGAACAUGGCUGCCAUGAUGGCGGCCCUUUGCGUUCGAAAAUUGGGAGUUUUCCAACCUUUUAAAUGUCUGCCAGUGCUUGUUAUACAGAGCCGAACAGCAGCCAAGAAGUCUGCAGGUCAUACAAAGAAUCGUCAGCAUCACAAUAGAAGAAGAAAAGGCAAAGGAUAUGGACCAAGGAGGACCGAAGGAGAACGUGUCACACCAGGGACAAUGCUUUUGAAGCAGAAAAAGACAGAGGUCAAAUAUCACCCAGGAUUAAAUGUAAGUUUAUAUGGUUUACAGCAACAGCAGUGA
Messenger RNA from Pocillopora damicornis (cauliflower coral), 303 nucleotides. RefSeq lists its product as uncharacterized. Gene Ontology annotation, molecular function: structural constituent of ribosome. The record is from RefSeq and is a predicted model, not a curated record. NCBI's taxonomy places the organism in Eukaryota, Metazoa, Cnidaria, Anthozoa, Scleractinia, Pocilloporidae. Gene Ontology annotation, cellular component: ribosome; mitochondrial large ribosomal subunit. Gene Ontology annotation, biological process: translation.